AUGCUACCUCUCACGGUACCACAACCUCUGCUUAAGAGCAUACAACACACGUGCAACACCUUUAUAUGGGACAAUAAAAAGCCCAGGAUCCCUCACAGACUUUUGUACACUCAGGUCAAACAAGGAGGAGUGGGGCUACCAAACAUUAACCAAUACUAUAAAGCCGCGGCGCUAACAGCCGGCAUAAUGUUACACUCUCCUAAAGGGGACAUCAGCUGGGUAGACAUGGAAAACGCCCAACUAAAAACACUAAAUAUAGUUGAUGUCCUAUGGACGCCUAAACACCUACGGAUCCCCAAACUAGACCUAUUUCACUCAACGUCUCUGACACUUAGUACAUGGGACACGUUUAUGGCCACAAUGGGGUGCAAACUUUCCUUCCAUCCCCGGGCACCACUGACUGCCCUAAGAACCGCAUCCCCCAAUCUCCCUCUAACAAGGUGGACUAAGGCAGGAAUCACCAACAUCCAGCACCUAGUAGACAAUAAAGGCGUAAUAGCAUUCGCGGAUAUACAGGCCAAAUGGCACCUACCGAUGAGGGAGGUAUUUACCUACCUAAGACUCAAAGGGACCAUACUGACUCAUGUGAACCUACACGACAACACUCGGGAGCAAUCACUGGUGGCGGGCGGGAUUUUAGACAGAUGCUGGGCCGCACCAAAUAAACCAAAAGCCAUCUCCCUCUGUUACAAAAUGUGGGAGACCACACUACCACAACACACCCCCCUCUGCAAGACUAAAUGGGAGGAAGACUGCUCCCUUCACCUCUCAGAGGACGACUGGGUCAGAGCAAUAAAUAGCCUCUCAAAACUCACUAGAUGUUACACACACAUAGAAGCACAUAGGAAGCUACUGUAUAGGUGGUACAUGACGCCAAGUCGGUUACAUAAAAUAUACCCCAGUGCCACACCGACAUGCUGGAGGUGUUCAAGGGACACUGGUACAUUCCUCCACAUAUGGUGGACAUGUCCAGUGAUACAACCCCUCUGGACAGAGGUUAGGAGAUUGCUGUAUAAAUUGGGCGUGACAAACCUACUACCAAGCCCGCAAACAUACCUCAUGCUUAUGUUCCCCAGUGACCUAGCUAGAGAACACAGACAGGUGUGCGCCAUCACGAUACUGGCGGCCAGGAACCUUCUAGCGACGAACUGGAAGUCGCACCUAUGUCCAUCUAAAACACAACUAUGGGACAAGAUUCAACAAUACCAUGUCUAUGAACGAAUGACGAUGACCCAUAGUAUAGAAUCACAACAGUUCCAUUCAACAUGGAAACAGUGGACAUGCUUAUACGACCAAGCCACAAAUCACCAAAAUCCACCUUGA
Molecule: messenger RNA, 1323 nt
Organism: Pelobates cultripes (western spadefoot toad)
Lineage: Eukaryota; Metazoa; Chordata; Amphibia; Anura; Pelobatidae
Source: the annotation of a GenBank genome assembly